AAAAUAAUGAUUUUUGCUGUUAGUUGAAUGUGGCAAGUGCACCGGCGUUUUUAAAAUCGUCUAUCGAGAUAAUAUACCCAUCGGCCAUCACUUGUGCAACCACAGCUGAUAAUGUCUAAAACCCCAAAUGGUGAAGAUAUAUAACUAUUGAUUAAUAUAAUUAUUAACAGUUUCUAGAUAAAAAUGAUGUAAUGUCUUUGGACAAAAAUGUGAAUAUUGAAAUAUUUUGUUGUUAUUGUUAUUAUUAUUAACUUAAAACUUUCCGUGUUUCCUUGGUGGGUAUCUCCGUUACAGUAUUUUAAUAUGUUUACGAUCAUUUUAUAAUUAAAUAAUAUCGCUGUCGUGAUGUCACCAAAACCGUUCUAGUGGGGUACAUACCCGCAUACACUUUUAACUAACAAUACAGAACUGACAGAAAGUGCUAUGACUACGGCUAAGAUGGAAAUCGAAAGCUCUGACCUCAUUGAUGUACCAGAUGUUCCACCAGUGCCUGAUUAUAAAAGUCUUAAUUCAUGCAUUAAUUACCCGAAAUUCUUAGAUUUUGGCUGGGAAGUUUUGUAUAAAAAGUAUACAUACAAUUUUUUAAGACUGCUUGAAGACUAUCCCGAUAUAUGUCGAAUAUUUUUGAUUAUCAAAUUGGACUUAUUUCAAAACAAUUUGAAUAAUGUAAAAGCUGAAUUGAAUAAAUUUAAACUCAAUCAAUCCGACGCCGCUACUCAAUUAACAAAGAAUUUAGUAGGUAUAAUCCAGGACGCUGAUCCUAUUUUUUUGGAUAUUGUCGGAGAAAUUUACGUAUUUAAUCAUGAACAUUUAUAUGAAUACAUCGAAAAAAUAACAUCCAAGAAAAAAUGUUAUCCAAAGUUUAAAGAGCAUACUGAUCGCGUGAAAAAUAUAAAGAUAAUCAAAAGUUUGACAACAGAUUUUAAGAUUGAAGACUUUCUACGUAUGUGUCCAAACCCUGUUGAUUACUUUGAAAGUAGUACACAAAACACUGAACUAAGACGAUGGUACAACGAAUCUGUAACCUAUUUAAGUACAAAAUUUCCCUACGUAGCACUAAGUAAAAUCCGGACAUUACUAUAUUCGUUCCGCAAUAAUCUAACAAGCACAUACAAUGCAUUAGCGAAUGACCCGAAAACUAACACUUUGAAACGCAAAAGAAAACCAUCGUCUGAAGUGUUACACGAAGUAGUAGACGAUAUAGAAUAUUUAAAAGAAGUAGCUUAUUUAGAACAUAAAGACGAAAUAAUUAACUAUAUUGAAAACCAAAAGACUGUUUACAAGCUCAAAGUGGAAGAGGCUAAAUCUGUUGGCCAGCUUUGUACCUGCGAAUGUUGUUAUAAUGAUGAACUUUUAGUCAGUGAAAUACGUCUUUGUCCGAGCCGCCAUUUAUUUUGUUUAUCGUGCAUCAAGAAAGGAAUAGAAGUUGCUGUUGGCGGAAAUCAAUUGCGCCUGAAAUGUUUUGCAAACUGUGAUGAGGAAUUUAAUCUAGUUAUGUUGAAAGAUAUACUUGACGAAAAGCUGUAUCAACGUAUAGUUAGAUUGAAACAAGCUCAAGAAAUCAAAGAGGCCGAAAUUGAAGGACUUGAUACGUGCGCUUUUUGUGAUUAUUCAGUUAUUCUCUCUCCUAGCCAUAAAAUCGUUAGCUGUUUAAAUCCAGAGUGUAAAAAAGAAACAUGCAGGGAAUGUCGAGAAGAAAGCCAUUUUCCGUACAAAUGUGACCAAAUAGAAAAGAGCGCCGAAGUAAAAGUCAGGACCAUGAUUGAAAAUAAAAUGACUGAAGUCCUUAUAAGAACGUGCAGUUUCUGCAAUCGCAAGUUUGUCAAGGAAGACGGUUGUAACAAAAUGACGUGUAGCUGUGGCAAAAUAAUGUGCUAUAUAUGCAGAAAACCCAUUCCGCCUACAUACGAACAUUUUUAUCAUGAUAAAGUACAAGAAAACAAGUGUCCUUUGUACACAGACGAAAAUAUUGUUCACGCUACCGCAGUCGAGGCGGCUGCUAGAUUAAUUAUAAACGAGCUAAAAGAAAAACAGCCUGAACUAUUGAGACAUAUUGAUAUCGAUAAAAUCUUACCAGUUAUGAAAAAGACUUCGAGUUCCAAGUAUAUAUCUGCAUUAAACGUCAAUAGAUUAGUUGCUACGGUGAUUGGUCAAAAUGAAGACGAUGUGAAAAAGUUAACAGAUUUGAGAUUCAGAGAACCCCCUCAAAAAAAAGCAAGACGCUAAUAUGUGUAAUACAUAAAAUAAUAGUUUUAAUUUGUUACUAUCUUAUAUAAGUAACCUCACAAGAGUUGAUUGUUACCUAAACAAUCCUCGGCUUUCUUGUAUAACUAUAAUAUUAAAAAAGUUUUUUUUUUUCUUUUCUAUAACAUUUAUACUUUGAAUA
This is a messenger RNA of Adelges cooleyi (spruce gall adelgid), 2386 nucleotides long. Its product is annotated as E3 ubiquitin-protein ligase RNF216-like. The transcript has 11 exons. NCBI's taxonomy places the organism in Eukaryota, Metazoa, Arthropoda, Insecta, Hemiptera, Adelgidae. The record is from RefSeq and is a predicted model, not a curated record. The coding region runs from base 424 to 2226 and encodes 600 amino acids.